Messenger RNA from Psammomys obesus (fat sand rat), 2049 nucleotides. It is a transcript of the gene Tgif1, whose product is annotated as TGFB induced factor homeobox 1. Gene Ontology annotation, biological process: regulation of transcription by RNA polymerase II. Bases 332 to 1399 code for a protein of 355 amino acids. The transcript has 3 exons. Gene Ontology annotation, molecular function: RNA polymerase II cis-regulatory region sequence-specific DNA binding; DNA-binding transcription factor activity, RNA polymerase II-specific. NCBI's taxonomy places the organism in Eukaryota, Metazoa, Chordata, Mammalia, Rodentia, Muridae. The record is from RefSeq and is a predicted model, not a curated record.
GACCAGCUUCUGAAAGUUUUCCCACGAUGAGCUGAGGACAGUAUGGGCUGGUGGCACCAUGCAGUCAAGAUGUGCCCAAGUGUGACAAGCAGGCUUGGUUGUAAGUGCAAAGAGCGAGGCUGUCAUUGUUUCCACCAAGCUUUACAACAAAAACUUGCCGUCAGUCUGGUUUAAAAACAAAAUACACAGGGGAGGAAGAAAAAAAAAAAAAAAGAAACCCGAAAGGUCAAAGACUGUGAAGUCCCUUUUGAAGCUAACUUUGGAGUCCCUGGCUGGGAGGUCCCUCGAGUGUUCAGUCCGUGGGCUGGAGUUGGCUUUUCUGUUGUGAUUUAUGUGGAGUGGUUCAAAACAGAAGUUAAUCGCUUGGGGAAGCUGGCGAGAGGGGGGCGCUGCUGCGCAUGCCCAGGAGCUUCCUCGAGUUUGUUACUCCACAUUCUUUCAGACCCAGACCGCGACUGCAGUUCCAACGGAACACGGUUACGGCGGCCGCCGAACACACACCCCGCGGGGUUUCUCCCCGCUCCCUACCUUACAGGGUUGUGUGGAUGUAGUUCCGUGGGAGACCCUGAGACACACAGAACUCAUGAAGACCUCGGGCGUUGUUGCAGCGUCCGGCAGUGAAACUGAGGAUGAAGACAGCAUGGACAUUCCCCUGGACCUUUCCUCUUCAGCAGCCUCAGGCAAGAGAAGGAGGAGAGGCAACCUGCCCAAGGAGUCGGUCCAGAUCCUGCGGGACUGGCUGUAUGAGCACAGAUACAACGCGUACCCCUCGGAGCACGAGAAAGCGCUGCUCUCACAGCAGACACACCUGUCCACACUGCAGGUCUGUAACUGGUUCAUCAACGCCCGCCGCAGGCUCCUCCCUGACAUGCUGAGAAAGGAUGGCAAAGAUCCAAAUCAGUUCACGAUUUCCCGCCGUGGGGCCAAGAUUUCAGAAGCUAGCUCUAUGGAAGCUGCAAUGGGUAGUAUCAAAAACUUCAUGCCAGCUCUAGAAGAGAGCCCGUUUCAUUGCUCAGCUGGACCCAGCCCAACCCUAGGGAGGCCAGCAUCUCCCAAACCUUCCUCCCCAGGAUCCAUUUUGGCUCGCCCAUCAGUGAUCUGCCAUACCACUGUGACUUCGUUGAAAGAUGGGCCUUUUUCUCUCUGCCAGCCGGUCGGUGUGGGACAGAGCACAGAUGUACAGCAAAUAGCGGCCAGCAACUUUACAGACACCUCUCUCAUGUACCCAGAGGACGCUUGCAAAUCUGGACCGAGUCCAAACCCUCAGAACGGUCUUUUCAACACUCCUCCCCCAACUCCACCUGACCUCAACCAGGAUUUUAGCGGAUUCCAGCUUCUAGUGGAUGUCGCUCUCAAACGGGCGGCCGAGAUGGAGCUCCAGGCCAAACUCACAGCUUAAUCGUUUUCCAGAUGAAACAGUUCUCCAAAGUAUGGUCCUGAUUGCCGGGGGUGAUAGCAAGAGAUGCAUUAUUUUAUAUAUUUUUCUAUUAAUAUUUGCACAUGGGAUUGCUCGAACGAAGCUUCCUGUUACUAAGAUGUCUUCAAUGGAAUACAGUCAUUCCAGGAACUACAGACUAAAGCUACUGUAGAAACAAAGGGUUUUCUUUUUAAAAUGUUUCUUGGUAGAAUUUUUUUUUUUUUACAAUGUGAGAUGGUUCCCAAUAUCAUGUGAUCUUCUCCCCACUCCUUUUUGUGAUGUUUUUUUUUUUACUUUUAUUUUAUUUUAUUUUAUUUUUUUUUUAAGACUGUGCAAUACGUAGAAGGCCCUAGCUAGCAUCUUUCUGUUCCCACGUGGAUCAGGAUGCCCACAUACAGUCUAACGAAUAAACUUUCAGUUUUUUUUUUUUUUUUUUUUUUUAAGAUUCAAGCAAGUAUGAAUCUAGUUGUUGAAUACCUUUUUCAUGAUGUAAUAAAGUAUUUUCUUUAAAAGUUAUUGCAAUGAAGAGCGUUUUCUUGUAGGAAGCCCUUAGAACCCAGUAGGAAUUAUAGCUCUGCUAUGAGUAGGAAACAGGGGCAGGGCAGAGUGACUUGGGGGUGUGUGUGCUUUGA